CUUUGAACGAUGAUGUUGAAUCAUCCAUUCCGCCAAAGGUGAACCAUUAACAUACUCAUUUAAAAAUGAAAGCAAAUAGCAUCCCAACAAAAUAAUUGAUCACUUUCUAAACAGCCACCAAAGAUGUAACCGAAUUACACUGUGCGAAAGUGAAAAUCUCAUUUGCGGAAAAAUCAAACCAAAAUUCUGAACAUUUAAGAGUGAGAACUACUCGAAAAGUACAUCACAAAACAUAUACAAAUUCAAGAAAAAAAAAGAGUAUAUUUCGCACGUGAACGAAAACUUUUUUGGGUGAAAAAAAAUUACGACUUUUAAGUACGGUUUUUAGUUCAUUUAAAGCAGUGAUUGUAUCGUUCUCAGUACGUUAAAUAAAUGUGAUAAUAGCAUUCAGAGCGUUUAACUAUAUGCCUGAACGUAUGCAUUUAUUGCACAAAAAUUAUUUAUGCAACAAGAACACCUAAGACCAAAUAAAGACCGCAUUGCAAGAUAAUUUAUGAGUUUUUGCCGUUUAAAAUUAACGCAUACUCGUACUGACGGUGAAACGUGCAGUGUUGUGAGUGUGCAAUUUUCGUUCGUUCGCCCAUUGUGACGAGAUAUAGUUGAAAAAUUACAAGUUGCUUCUGAACGUGUCUGAGCAUUUGUUUCUCUUUUUAUUCAGAUCUAACACGUUUGUCUCUUGUGUUCGUUGCCUGAACAUGAUUCAAGUGGUUAUAAUGAUUGAAGAACCGAACGGUAAUCAACGGUUGUCAUCAAGUUCAGUGAUUCCAAUUGCCUCGUCAAAUUCGAAUGAUGAUUUGAGUCAAAGUUUAUCUGCUUCAGAGUAUACAGAUGCCGAUGAAAGUAUGUCAGCACCGACGGAGUAUUUGGCCGAGUUUUUGUCGGCGGUGAUGCAAAAGGACUAUCGUAAAGCCCUAAAAUAUUGUAAACUCAUCCUUGACUUCGAACCGAACAACGUAACCGCCAGAGAAUUUUAUCCAUUGAUAGAGGAACGCAUGAGAUCCAUGGAAGAAAGGUCGUCAAGUGAUGAAGAGAAUGAAAAUUAUGGUAAUGUAAUGUUUACGACUGAAGACGAUGAAGUACAAAAUGUGGCCGUUCCAAAUGAUUGUUUUUUCCAUCAUCGUUUGGACGAAAGUGUUGAUGAUUUGGUGAAUGUAUCGCAUAAUAGUGAUAGCAGCGGCGAAGAGUCGGACGAUUAUUACAAUGAUUUUGAAGAGAAAUAUUCGAUUGGCUCAAAUAAGUCGAUAUCAUCGAAUGCAGAAAGUGAGAACACGACACAUUCCUAUUCGAAUUCGUUGCUUGAAGACGAAGAAGAUAACAAUGGCGAUGUAUCGGAUAGUGAUUUAGAAGCAGACGAUCAAUACGAAGACGCACAUCUACUCUUGCCCAUUGCUAGAAUGGAAAAAAUGCCCGAUUUAAGCGACUUGAACAAUGGAAAUUAUCAUCAGCCAACGUCAUGUAGUGAUUCAGAAUCACCAACCGAACCACUGACACAAAAAGUUGUACCAAUCCAAUAAAUAAGGGACGAAUGAAUCGGAGACACACACACACAUACAUACCAUCCUUAGUUUAUUUUAUACACGACAUUUUUCACCUUAUACUCUAGCUUUCAUUAAUGGCAUUCAAAUCAUUCAUUACCAAAAUCAAAAGUUACCUGUUUUCUAUGUAGCGCACAUUCGUUUUAAUCAUAUUUAGCUCGUCACAGUAAUCUUAAAACGAUUUAUACAAUUUGUGUGCGCAUUGAUUCUACGGUUUUAUCAACAAUUAAAAAAAAACAAUAAAUCGAAUAAUUACUGAUAUGUUUAUAGUAAAAUAACUGAGCAAAGCAGUAUACCAUUGAUCAAUGUGCUCAAUGUAAUUAUUCGGUUUUUCUUUCUUUUUUUCACUCACAAAAAAUCUCACAUAUCUCAUACUAUAGUCAAUAGUCAUGUUUAUAGAUAAUAACGAAAUAUACUAUUAUAUAUACAUGUAUAUCACAACAAAAUAAGUAAAUUCUGACAAAUGUAAAAUUAAUAUUGUAAACACCAAUACUCAAUACAAAAUUUAUUCUUUUUUUUUUACUCAUUGUUCUUCAAAUAUUAAGAAAAACAAUACCGGAUCCAUUAAAGACAUUAAUUACACUACAUUUUUGAUUUGUAAUCUCUUUUAAAUACCAAGCGACCACUUGAAAUAAUGAAUUAAAAUUUCGACAAUGACAUUUAAAUGAAAUAUUCUUUGCCAAAUUAAAAUUGCGAAUUAUAUUUUAUGUUAAGAAAUUCAUUUUGAAAUAUUCAAAGCAAAGAAAAAUUAACAUUUUGUGUGUCGAAUGGGUUAGUGCAGCAAUUCCGUUGAGAAUAAAUGAAACGAUGUGAUGGAUGCGAAGUAGGUAGACACCGAGUGCUCUUUUUUUCAUAAAUUCUUUUUUUUUACGUUAUAGGUAUCGUUUUUUUUU
This is a messenger RNA of Contarinia nasturtii (swede midge), 2428 nucleotides long. RefSeq lists its product as uncharacterized. The coding region runs from base 696 to 1514 and encodes 272 amino acids. NCBI's taxonomy places the organism in Eukaryota, Metazoa, Arthropoda, Insecta, Diptera, Cecidomyiidae. The transcript is spliced from 6 exons. The record is from RefSeq and is a predicted model, not a curated record. Gene Ontology annotation, molecular function: protein binding.